Periophthalmus magnuspinnatus is the source of this 1802-nucleotide messenger RNA. RefSeq names its product SRY-box transcription factor 14 (gene sox14). The record is from RefSeq and is a predicted model, not a curated record. Gene Ontology annotation, molecular function: DNA-binding transcription factor activity, RNA polymerase II-specific; RNA polymerase II cis-regulatory region sequence-specific DNA binding. NCBI's taxonomy places the organism in Eukaryota, Metazoa, Chordata, Actinopteri, Gobiiformes, Gobiidae. Gene Ontology annotation, biological process: anatomical structure morphogenesis; cell differentiation; regulation of DNA-templated transcription. The transcript has a single exon. The coding region runs from base 397 to 1116 and encodes 239 amino acids.
GUGCUUGACGACAACCCUUCCGAGAGAGGCAGAGUGUGUGAGACAGAAAAAAGAAAAACAAACGCGGAACACUUUUACGAGCAACUGACUGCGGAACAUUGCUUUCACCUUUGUGGAUUCUUACACAUCCCUUCCUGCAUGUGUUUUCUCCACUUUGCGCUCCAGUGACAGUUUUACGCACCGCUCGGAGAGGACUUCAAGACACUCGGAAAGUGAAACAAAAGUGGAUUUUUCUUCCUUUUCUUUUGCAGCUCCCGCUCUGUCACAUCCCACACGGGCAUGACUGGUAUCUGGCGUCUAGACAGGUGAACAGCGUCCCUCCUUUCUCCUCUCCUUUUUUCCCGAUAAGAACUUUUGCUUUGCUUGGCGCUUGGGGAUAAAGCUUACUUUUGAGUCAUGUCAAAGCCGGCUGAUCACAUCAAGAGACCCAUGAACGCCUUCAUGGUUUGGUCGCGGGGUCAGAGGCGGAAAAUGGCCCAAGAGAACCCCAAAAUGCACAACUCUGAAAUCAGCAAACGCCUGGGCGCGGAGUGGAAGCUGCUAUCCGAGGCAGAGAAGAGACCGUACAUCGAUGAGGCCAAGCGGCUGCGAGCACAGCACAUGAAGGAGCACCCAGACUAUAAGUACAGACCGCGGCGUAAGCCCAAAAACCUGCUCAAGAAGGACCGCUACGUCUUUCCUUUACCCUAUCUGGGAGACACGGAGCACCUAAAGGGGCUGCCUGUGUCCGCCGCUGCAGACUCGCUCCUGGGCGCCUCGGAGAAAGCCCGCGCCUUCUUGCCGCCCACCUCUGCGCCCUACUCCUUUUUAGACCCAAGCCAGUUCAGCUCCAGUGCCAUCCAGAAGAUGACGGAGAUGCCGCACACGUUGAGCACCAGCACUUUGCCAUACGCGUCCUCCUUGGGAUACCAAAACGGCGCUUUUGGGACCCUAGGGUGUCCCAGCCAACACACCCACACCCAUCCUUCUCCCACCAACCCGGGCUACGUGGUGCCAUGUAACUGUACCGCCUGGUCUGCCUCAAGUUUACAGCCCCCGGUGGCCUACAUACUCUUUCCAGGUAUGACCAAGGCUGGGAUAGACCCGUACUCUUCCGCGCACGCCACUGCCAUGUAACCCCUUGUUUUUACUGACUUCCUAAUGCAUGUAAAUAGACCACAGACAAUGGCAUGGACUGUGGAAUCGCGUGGAGAAAUAGACAAAACUUUUGCAGCGAUCCACAAGUUCCCGCGUUGCGCAGCAGAGCGUCUCCUGCUUCGGUCCCUGCCUGUGAACUGUAAGAAAUGUAAAUGUUAUAACGUUUAUGGCAACCAGAAAAGGGAGGCCUUUAACUUUAUUUAUUGUGUACAUUUCAACGCUGAUAAUGCUGAUUUGUGUUAUGAAUAGGAUUUGGAACAAGAAUUGGCUUGCACAAAAGAGAGUCUUCUCACCUGUAUAGGCCUGACGCUAGCCUACAUUUGGCACUAUUUCUGAUCAGAAUCAGAACCUGUAGGCUGGAUUCUAUACGGGUUUUUAUUUCUAUAUUUAAUACCCCCAAAAUGCUACUAUUUAUGAAAAGACAGCACCUCAUCCCCUUUUUUGUUUACAUUUCUGUGAUUCAGUGCUAUAGCAGUCCCACGCGCCAUAUUUCUGUUUUUGAGGAUAACUUCUAUUUGAGGAUGUGUAUUUUCUAUCUAAGAUGGCAAUUUAAAAGCUGUCAUGUUAAAAAGCAAAAAUGUAUUUAGAAGGUUGAUACCUCUGGCUCUUUGUUCAGCUGCUGAGCGAAGACAUUUGGAAUAAAGACAAUCUUGUCUUCAACUCAA